Messenger RNA from Seriola aureovittata, 6837 nucleotides. RefSeq names its product lysine (K)-specific methyltransferase 2E (gene kmt2e). The record is from RefSeq and is a predicted model, not a curated record. Gene Ontology annotation, molecular function: protein binding. The coding region runs from base 480 to 5549 and encodes 1689 amino acids. Lineage: Eukaryota; Metazoa; Chordata; Actinopteri; Carangiformes; Carangidae. The transcript is spliced from 25 exons.
GCUCGUGGGGGAGGCGGAGUCUCGGUAGUCCUGGCAGGGCCGCCAUUUUUGCAAAGGGAAAAGAGACUGGUCUGAGGGGAUCUAAUUUCUAAAAGUCGCCGUUGACUAAGGCACAGUUUAAACGGUUUCGAGUUGAUUUCUAUCCCAAAUUUGGGUCCCCGCGUAGAACAAGAGACAAGGGAUUUUCAAAGGAAAGGACUCUUUAGAGGACACGUUUAAAUACAAACAUUUUAAAGCUUUGCUAGGGAUCCGCAGUGUGUGGACAGAAGUAUUGUUUUGGUUGUGGAAGCUGUGUGGAAAGCGACGGGGGUCUUACCCAGGUCCCCUUAUUCGCUAUUCAGAUCCUCCAGAGUGGACAUAAAACGGCCUUGUGGAUGCACUUAGAUGUCUGCAAUGACUGCUGUGGCUGGCAUGCCUCAGUGUUUUGGACUCCCAUUCUCUGGACUCAGUAGGACAAGAGCUGAUCAGCAGAGAACGUCAUGAGCAUAGUCAUCCCAGUAGGGGUGGACACAGCAGACACCUCAUACCUGGACAUGGCUGCGGGCUCAGAACCAGAAUCGGUGGAGGCCAGCCCUGUGGUGUUGGAAAAGUCCAGCUUCCCACACCAAAUCUACAGCAGCAGUUCACACCAUUCCCACAGUUACAUUGGCCUACCUUACGCUGACCAUAACUAUGGGGCGCGGCCCCCACCUACGCCACCGGCCUCCCCUCCCCCCUCCAUGUUGAUCCGACAAGGAGAGGGAGGGUUGUUUGUUCCAGGGGGCCAGGACGAAGCAUCCAGGGGCACCACGCUCAGCACCUCCGAGGAUGGCAGCUACGGGGCUGACAUAACCCGCUGCAUCUGUGGCUUCACCCACGAUGACGGCUACAUGAUCUGCUGUGACAAGUGCAGUGCCUGGCAGCAUAUAGACUGCAUGGGCAUCGACAGGCAGAACAUUCCUGAGACCUACCUGUGUGAACGCUGCCAACCACGACACCUGGAUCGAGAGAGGGCCAUCCUGCUGCAGACCAGGAAACGAGAAUGUUUGUCUGAUGGGGACACCAGUGCUACAGAGAGUGGAGAUGAGGUGCCGCUAGAGCUGUACUCCACCUUUCAACACACGCCUACCACCAUCACCCUGACUACUGGGCGCCUUGGCAAUAAACAGGCUGAUAAAAAACGUAAAAAGAGUGGUGAAAAGGAGCCUCCGGCAUCCUCUGCCCGAGCUAAGAAGGCCUUCCGGGAAGGGUCCAGAAAGUCCUCCAGAGUAAAGGGUGCAGCUCCAGAGCAGGAGCCAACAGAGCACCCGUCUCUGUGGGAGAACAAGAUCAAGACGUGGAUGGAGCGUUACGAGGAGGCGAGCAGCAAUCAGUACAGUGAGGACGUCCAGGUCCUGUUGCGUGUUAAAGAGCAAGGUGACGGCAAGAGCCUGGCGUACAACACGCAUCCAGCCUCUUUCAAACCGCCUGUGGAGAGUCAAGUUCAGAAGAACAAGAAGAUCCUCAAGGCGGUGCGAGACUUGGCCCCAGACUCCCUCAUCAUUGAGUACAGGGGAAAGUUCAUGCUUCGACAGCAGUUUGAGGCCAAUGGAUACUUCUUCAAGAGGCCAUACCCGUUUGUGUUAUUUUAUUCUAAAUUUGAUGGACUGGAGAUGUGUGUGGACGCUCGCAGCUUUGGCAACGAAGCGCGAUUCAUCCGUCGCUCCUGCACCCCCAAUUCUGAGGUGCGGCACGUCAUUGAAGAUGGCAUGUUACAUUUAUACAUCUAUUCACUGAGGCCUAUCACCAAAGGCACAGAGAUCACCAUUGGCUUUGAUUUUGACUAUGGCAGCUGUAAAUACAAGGUGGACUGUGCCUGUGUGAGGGGGAACCAGGAGUGUCCGGUGCUCAAGCACAACCUGGAGCCCACAGAGAACCUGGGCUCUGGAGGCCGGCGCCGGGGGAGUCGCAAGGACAAAGAGACGGUGCGGGAUGACCAGGGCCAGAACCAGAACAUGGGUUUGGAUGGCGAGGGGAAGGGAAAGAGUGUAGGCGACAGCAAGCAGAGAAAACUUUCUCCUCUCCGGCUCUCCAUCUCAAACAACCAGGAUCCUGAGUUAUAUGAGGAUCUAGAAGACAAAACCUCCGUUAGCAAUGAAGUAGAGAUGGAGUCAGAGGAGCAGAUUGCAGAGAGGAGGAGGAAGAUGGCCAACCCAGCGGAGCAGUCCCAUCUCCCUGUCGGGGCGGCUUCCAGCUGGAAGGGACUGAAACACAAGGAGACACGAGAAGAGAGGAAGAUGGAGGCCAUCCUGCAAGCCUUUGCCCGCAUGGAGAAGAGGGAGAAACGAAGGGAGCAGGCCCUGGAGCGAAUCGGCAGCGUCAAGUCAGAGGUUGGGGGCCGUAGUGACAUCAAGGAAGAGCCUCCAGCCACACCAGAGACAGCAGAUUCCCCAGCUGUCAUGCAGCCACUUCUGGAGGUGAAAGAGGAGCCAGGACUGAAGCCAGCAAAGGUCAAAGGCUCGAGAAACAGGAAGAGUUUCUCAAGAAACCGCACACACAUCGGCCAACAGCGCCGGCGAGCUCGCACCAUCAGCGCCUGUUCUGACUUGCCCCCGGGCUCUCCAGCUGAGUCUGUGGAGCCCCUGACCAACGAAGUCCCUGAAGGAGAAACCCCCACUGCACCAGAACCGGAGGCUAUCUCUACCCAAGCACCGGACACCAGCCCUCCACACAGCAGCUCACCUGCACCUGACAGGAACCGCACCGGGAGCAAGAACUUCAAAACUAAAAAGCACUUUGUCAGUGAGUGGGUGGGAGAGAAGCAGCAGGACCGUUGUGCAGUGCGAACCCCAGAGCCAGCCCCAGAGAGACCACUGAGAAUAAGCAGUGACCCUGAAGUACUUGCCACACAGCUGAAUGCCCUACCAGGUAUGGCCUGCUCGCCACAGGUCUACAGCACGCCCAAACACUACGUCCGCUUCUCGUCGCCAUUCCUGGCAAACCGCAGCCCCACCACUCCUGGAGUUCCCACAGGGAGACGGCGAUCCAGAGAACUGCCAGAAACGCCGCCAACCACGGGCUCCUGCAAGAAGCGGUGGUUGAAGCAGGCUCUAGAGGAGGAGGGCUCCACCAGCCCAGCCAGACGACCGAGCCUCCUCAUGCCCAGUGAGGGUCCCCUCAGCCCCUCCAUUAACGGAGACUCUGACAGCCCUCUACCCUACAAUGGCACCUGCACGCUACCAGAGUUGCCCACACCUUUGAAAAAGCGGCGGUUGAGUCCUUUAGAUGCCUGUAUGUCCGAGAGCUCGACGCCCUACGGCUCCCCUUGUGCCACGCCCACCAGGGCAGACCAAUCGGAGACACCCGCGACACCCGUCUUACUGGCUACCCCACCACGUCCCCGAACAGAGGAGCCAAGUACAGAGCCCUUGCCCAGCACCCCAACACAGUCACUUAGUGCCCCUCAGGAGAGCGAUUCUUCAGUGGAGAGCUCACCAGAGGUCAGCCGGAAACCCAGUGUGCAAGAGGCCGAUCGCCCCCCUUCGUUGGUCUCCUCUCCGUGCAUCAGGGCUCCCAGCUCAGACGGACUCCCAACAGAAGCCAAGGUGUCAGUUCCAGAGAGUCCACAGCCUCCAGCUGCGGAGUCUGUGGACUGCGGAGAGGACAGGGCCGACAGUGGGGUAGUAGAAGGCAGUAACGAGGCUUCCUCGUCUGCAGAAACAUGUGCUUCCUCUUUUCCCGGCUGGAUAAAAAGCCCAGAGAGAGGCCCGACUGGACCAGCUGGCCUGAACUUCUCCCCAGUCAACUCAAACUUAAGGGACCUUACCCCCUCACACACCCUGGAGCCUCUGGCAGCUCCUUUCAGGCCUGAGGCUGCAGCUGGGACUGCAGCAGGGCCCGCAGCAGGGACGGUGCCAUUGGUUGGCUCUCAGGCCCCCUUCAGUGAAGGCCAGGGGCAGCUCUUUUACCCCUGCUCCGAGGAGGGAAGCUCACUCGGCUUCUCGCGCUCACUGAACGGGGAUGGUACCGGCGAAGUAGGAGGGUCAUCGCAGAACCCUCCACAGAAGAAAAAGGUUUCCCUGCUGGAGUACAGAAAACGCCAACGAGAAGCUCGCCGCAGCGGCUCCAAGACUGAGUGCAGCUCUCCUGUUUCCACCGUGCCACCUCUGACCGUCGACGCCUUUCCCGUCUCUCUAGAGACCACCAGUGAGCCUCCUCAACCCCCUGCUCCCACAGCUCUCUUCAACACCGCCACCACCACCACCAUCGCUGCCACCACCAUCACUGUAAAGGACCCUCAAACAAAUGAAGAGGCAGAGAGUGCUGGAGAGAAAGGAGAGAAGGAAGGAGGAGAAGGACAGUGGUAUGUUCUCUCAAAAAUACAGACGUCGUCGACUUCUGUGGAGCAGGCCCGAGAGCGGAGCUACCACAGAGCUCUGCUGCUCAGCAAAGAUAAAGACACAGAUGGUGAGACCGAGGGUGGCGAUACACCUGCACUGAGAGACUGUCCAUCGCCAAGUCUUCAGAAGACCCCGACCCACGCACCUUGCUCUCCAGGUGGUCUUGCCCAGCCUCCCAGUCGGUCAGCGAAGGAGGAAGACAGCGAUGGUCAACCUCGGACACCAAAUCCGACAAGCCAGCCACCGAGCAAGCCUGCUGGACCUAAGCCGGCUCCUCUGACCCCCACGAAGUUGCAUCCUACCCCGUUACCUUCCUCCCCGGUCCACUACCCUGGAUCCUCCCUCCUCCACUCUCCCAAGCCUCAGCCUCAGGGCUCGCCCUACCGCAGCCAGAGGGCGCUGUUCUCCCCUCAGCCUCAAAACCAGCCCCAGCCCCAGGCUCAGACUGGCCCUGCUCCGUUCCCCCAGUACAGCUCACAGAGUGCUCCACCACCACCUCCCCCUCCUCCACCAGCACCACCGGCCUCCACAGCGUACUUUCCCAGCCAGAGCGCCUCACCUGCUGGACCCUUCCCUGGGUUUAAACCUGCCGUCACAUCCCCGUACCCUCCUGGUUCUCAGCCCCUGAUGCAGACACUUCCCCACAGCGUGCACUAUCAGAGCUCAGCUGCUCCACCACCUCCGCCUCCCCCACCUCCGCACCCAAUGCCUGGCCCCGCCCUGCUGCACGUCAACCUGCAACCUCCUCCCAUCCAACAGCACCAACUAAUGCUGACCACCGCUCCUCCUCCUCCUCCUCCCCCACAGGGCCAGACCUCCCAACAGCAGCAGCAGCCACCUCCUACCGGCGGCACACUGCUAUCGCUCACCCCUCCUCCGCCUCCUCCCCCACCUCCCCCAGCCCCAUCGACCAACCCGCCGAUGCAGCCCCACCACUUUCAGAACUUAGGGGGGUUUCAGCCGGCAAUGCUGCACCCAGGCACCGCCACCAAUCCUUCAGUGCCCCAAUCUACGUACCCGCCACCCCUUCAGCAGACCGGACUGCCUCCACCUCCCCCUCCUCCUCCCCAACAGACUCAACAAGGCCAGGCCCAGGCCGCUGCCUCCCAGAUGCCUUCUGGGACUCGUGGAGCUCCUGCGUCCUCGACCCCCUUCCACAGCUCGGGGUACCUGAGCACAGGGUGGCACUGACCGCCCUCUCUGCUGUCGGCCCCCAGCAGCCCCUGAGAACUCAGCCUGAGAGGGGCGUGUACCAUAAGCUGUAGAUAUGUUUUCUAUGUACCUGAACACAUGGCCAGUGGAAAAACAGCAGAUUGUGGGAUAAAAGGGUACUUUUUAAAAAAAAAUAAACAAGGACAGAAAAUUUUAGAAAAAAGGACAGUGAACUAAUCUUCAAGACAAACUGUAUAAAAAUGAAGAUGGACGAUCCCCCCGGUGCUCAUAGCCCUCUCUCUCUCUGGCCUCUUUUUGUUUUUAUAUAACCUUCUUGUGAUGGAGAGGAAAGCUCUCUGUUCUGUGUCUUGUUUGGACUCCCAUUGUAAGGCCCCGCACUUUGUUUAUCAAUUGACAUUCCAGCCUACAUACACCCCCCCACCCCCACCCCCACCCCCACCCCCACCCCCUUUCCUCCUUCCUCCUCCUCUUCCUCCUUUGUCAGUUAUUCCUUUCACUUCCUCUUCUCUCUCGUCGGUUGUCGGCUCUCUACACCAUUUAUUUGUUUUAACCUAGUUGCUCAUUAUAGCAAAGAGAAAGCUUUUUGUAUAGAGAAAAAAAACACAAUUAUUUUUUUUAUUCCUCUGUCUAACAACAAAUAUCUGUUCACCGCUGCAGAUUCAGAAAAGACCCAUUUCUGGGAGCCUGCCUCACUGGAGGCUGCACUCGUGUGUGUGUGUGUGUGUGUGUGUGUGUGUGUGUGCGUGCGUGUGUGUUUGUAUGUGUGUUUGUGUGUUUGUAUGUAUGUAUGUAUGUGCGUGCGCUUGUGUAUGUGUGUAGAGGUGUAUGGCUGCUUAGAGGAGGAAAGUGUGUGUGAGAGAUUUCGUGUAACGAGUGCUUGUUGUCUUCUGAGGUAGGCAGAGUGGUCUCGCCCACAGUUAGGACGUUAGCGGUUUAUUUUUGAAUAUCAAUGGUUAUUUGUAGAAAGUGUAAUUUAAUGUAUAGGUGGUUACUCCAGCUUUCACCAGGAACAGGUUGUAAAUAUUUGCUUCUUUUCUUUUCUAUGCUUGUACACUUCGCUCCCAUCCCAUUUUGAACUAUGGUUGUAAAUAUGAACGCUCUUCUUGGCAAAGCUGAAUGUUUCUGUGACUGUAGCAUUAUUUUUAUUUUAUUUUUUUCCCUCUCUGGACUCUUCAACUUUGUCUUUUUUAUUAUUUGUGUGUGUGAGUGUAUGUUUGUGUGGAGGGGAGAGACUCACAGACACUGCACUGGUUGGCUAUUUUCAUGGUUCAUUAUAAUAAAUCACUGUAAUGACAGUUUUAUACCA